Messenger RNA from Glarea lozoyensis ATCC 20868, 465 nucleotides. RefSeq lists its product as uncharacterized. The transcript is spliced from 2 exons. Bases 1 to 465 code for a protein of 154 amino acids. The record is from RefSeq and is a predicted model, not a curated record. NCBI's taxonomy places the organism in Eukaryota, Fungi, Ascomycota, Leotiomycetes, Helotiales, Helotiaceae.
AUGGCGAUAGACUCGCAAGUCCUCUGGUCCGUGGUGUUGAUGGAAGGAACUUGGAUGGUGGAGCUGCAGCAAGCAGGCACGUUUUUGUCAGCCGAACGAACGCCGAGUCCUGAAAAAGUCGAGGCACCUGUCGAUUCCGACGGCACGUGUGAAGAACGUGAUCCGGUUUUGUCGAUUGUGUCGAAGUCGUCUUGUCGCGAUGGUUCUCUCCCCACGGGCACAAUUCUUCUAAACAGCUUCGAGAUGUCAAAGUUUAGGCCAACGGUAUUGCAUGCGGGUAGCAGUCGCAAGGAUAGGGGGCGUGUUGCGCCCGUGGAGAGAUCCUUGACCUGGAUCGCAGUCGAUUCAGAAGCUGCCGAAAGCUUGAUUGGAAAGUGGCUCGCCUGGUCGCGAGGGGAAGCACCAUGCGAUGCAAGAGAGAAAGAGGUCGAAGGGCAAGGAAAUCAUCUAGGAUGUUUUGCCUAG